CCAUGUCUCCCUACGGCGGGUCUAUCCAGACGCCAGAGCGCAAGGGCAAGCUCGUCCCGCGGUCGUACCCGCUCCCUCGACCUGGCGCGUGCCUCACCGUCUUCCCCGUCCGACGCGACUCUGUCCCCGACCAGCUCGUCCACUUCCUGCGCGACACGUUCAACGACACCGUGCGCGAGGGCAAGACGUACCCGCAGAUGAGCGAGCUCUCCCUCAACGAGUUCUGCGCCUACUUCUUCGCCGCCGACUGCUUCGUCGGGCUGCUCGACACCGCUCCAGCAGACCUCGGCGACGUGUCGGCAGGGCUGGACCGGGACGAGGGCUUGACGCUCGAGAGCGUCGCUGCCGGGCGGGACUGGCGGGAAUGCGUCUUGGGCAUGUACUACGUCAAGCCCAACUACCCAGGUCGCUCGUCGCACCUGUGCAACGGCGGCUUUGUCGUGCCGUCGGUCCACCGAGGGUUGCGCAUCGGGUCGACGCUCGGACGGUCGUACCUGCACUUUGCGCCGCUGUGCGGGUACCGCGGCAGCGUGUUCAACCUCGUGUACGUCAACAACGUCGCGUCGGUCAAGAUCUGGGACGCGCUCGGGUUCAUGCGGGCGGGCCUGAUCCCCGGAGCGGGCAACCUCGAGGGCAGCGACGAGUUCGUCGACGCCAUCGUCUUCCACAAGUCGUUCGUGUGAGCUCGUUCUCGCCCGACACAGCUGCAUUAUCAUCGCCGUGUACGGGCCAUGCUUGCGAGAGCGAUUGCG
This is a messenger RNA of Rhodotorula graminis WP1, 752 nucleotides long. RefSeq lists its product as uncharacterized. The transcript is spliced from 5 exons. The annotation marks the transcript as partial. NCBI's taxonomy places the organism in Eukaryota, Fungi, Basidiomycota, Microbotryomycetes, Sporidiobolales, Sporidiobolaceae. The record is from RefSeq and is a predicted model, not a curated record.